AUGUCGCAAUCCCUCCGUCCCUACCUCUCAGCAGUCCGCUCGACCCUCACAGCCGCCUUAUCCCUCUCCAACUUCGCAUCGCAAGCCUCCGAGCGACACAAUGUCCCCGAGAUCGAAGCCAAGACGUCUCCCGAAGUCGUCCUCAACCCGCUGACCGUCUCACGAAAUCAAGAAGAGCGAGUGUUGGUUGAGCCGUCGGUGAACAGCGUGCGAGUGAGCUUGCGGAUUAAACAGGCGGAUGAGAUUGAGCAUAUCCUGGUGCACAAGUUUACGAGGUUCUUGACGCAGAGAGCGGAGGCGUUCUUUAUUUUGAGGAGAAAGCCGGUGCCGGGCUAUGAUAUUUCGUUCUUGAUUACGAACUUCCACACGGAGGAGAUGUUGAAGCACAAGCUGGUGGACUUCAUCAUUCAGUUCAUGGAGGAAGUGGACAAGGAGAUCUCGGAGAUGAAGCUCUUUUUGAACGCAAGAGCUCGAUUUGUGGCAGAGAGCUUCUUGACUCCGGUGCGUCUCCAUCCCCAAUGA
Messenger RNA from Zasmidium cellare ATCC 36951, 522 nucleotides. RefSeq lists its product as uncharacterized. The transcript is spliced from 4 exons. Gene Ontology annotation, cellular component: actin cytoskeleton; Arp2/3 protein complex. Gene Ontology annotation, molecular function: actin filament binding. Lineage: Eukaryota; Fungi; Ascomycota; Dothideomycetes; Mycosphaerellales; Mycosphaerellaceae. Gene Ontology annotation, biological process: actin filament polymerization; Arp2/3 complex-mediated actin nucleation. The record is from RefSeq and is a predicted model, not a curated record. The coding region runs from base 1 to 522 and encodes 173 amino acids.